Aspergillus novofumigatus IBT 16806 is the source of this 1852-nucleotide messenger RNA. Its product is annotated as TBC domain-containing protein. The record is from RefSeq and is a predicted model, not a curated record. The coding region runs from base 481 to 1734 and encodes 417 amino acids. Gene Ontology annotation, biological process: positive regulation of GTPase activity; endoplasmic reticulum to Golgi vesicle-mediated transport. Gene Ontology annotation, molecular function: GTPase activator activity. NCBI's taxonomy places the organism in Eukaryota, Fungi, Ascomycota, Eurotiomycetes, Eurotiales, Aspergillaceae. Gene Ontology annotation, cellular component: endoplasmic reticulum membrane. The transcript has 3 exons.
GAAUGAUGAUUCUACACUCGUCAAACCCCUAGCAGUAUGUAACUGUCCCCUUUCCUUCUUUGGGCGGUGGAUGGUUCAACCAAAUCACGGGACAUCCGAUCGAUGAUGGCGGCCUGAGGCCGGCACGUUUCCCAUUUCUGGCUUUGCGCAUCAGCUUUAGAAACUCAGCUCCUACGUUGAUUACUGCCUUUGGAUGAGCGCUGGGUGCUGUUCGUCAUCUUAUAGACGGAAAUUUGGUGUUGAUCAGGCAUUACCAAAGUAAAUAUCCUCGCUUAUGGCAAUGUUUCGUUUCCAAUUCAGGAGGCUCAUCUUCAUUGCGUAAUGCCCAGCCUGUCUUAACCCUGCAGACAGGACACAACGCAAGCAGUGCACUUCUUAUCUUGCCAGGCAUUUGAUGCCACAACCCUAUCUCAAUCUGUUAAGAGAUGAGAUUUUGUGCCUCUUGUUGAGGAGCGAGCUUUCAUCCGUCCAUUUGCCAAAAUGGAUGACUAUUCCACUACGCAGCCAGAGACCCUGGACGAAAAACAAGACGUACCUAGAAACGAUCCUCCAGGAAAUUUGUUGGAUUCAGACAAUGAGGAUAUCGCUCGGCCCAAGAAAGAGGAAGCGAUCCGAAAAGCAUGCGACUUACGUGAUUUAGAUGCUCUCGUCUCGUAUGCGACCUCUGAGGGCGGUCUCUUGAGCGAUGACCUCAGGCGAUUAGCCUGGCCCAUUUUUCUUCGAAGCGACAGAGAUGUACAAGGCUCGGAUUUCGCAGCUUGGGAAGACCUGCCUUCGCAUGGAGAUGAAGACCAAGUUCAACUGGACGUAAAUCGGUCAUUUGUGUACUAUCCUCAAUGCGCUGAGGAUGAACUGUUGAUGAAGAAGGACGAAUUAUCAAUUCUCAUAAGGGGAGUACUUCGGAAAUACCCGAUGCUUUGUUACUUCCAGGGGUACCAUGAUAUCGUUCAAGUACUACUUCUGGUACUUGGUGAAAAGGGGGCAGCCCCAGCUGUGACCAAUAUCUCCCUGUUCCGAAUUAGGGACUAUAUGCUGCCGUCUCUCACCCCUGCGCUGAAGCAUUUGCAGCUUAUUCCCGCGAUUAUCGAGAAAGCUGAUCCGGCCUUGCGGGAGCACCUCGGAGGCAUAAAACCAUUCUUUGCCCUUGCAGCAACACUCACAUUGUAUGCCCAUGAUAUCCAGGAGUACAGCGACAUUGCACGGCUGUUUGACUUCCUCUUGGCUACGGAGCCUGUCGUGUCUAUCUACCUCUUCGCAGCGAUCAUACUCUCACGCAAGAAGGAGCUGCUGGAGAUUCCUGCAGACGAACCUGAGAUGUUGCACUUUACUCUUUCAAAAUUACCACAGCCUCUAGAUCUGGAUAGCCUCAUAUCGAGCGCUAUGCAACUGUUCAAUGAUUACCCACCUGAGUCUUUGCCUUUCGGGGCUUGGAAGAGGAUCUCUCAGCACAGUGUGCUCAAAUCUUCGCGGGAUCCAUUCAAUAAGCAAACCAGAGACGAAGCAGUACGGCUCCUCGAGAAACAAAUACGACAACUGCAUAACGAGGAACUAAGAGAAAAGGCCAUCACCUUCUUGUGGCAUCACAGGAGGACGGUCGGGUCGGUGGCAGUCGCCAUCUUCAUUGGAGCCAUGUCUAUCUGGAUCCGAAAGAAAGGGUUCGAUACGCCCUUGUGGUCGUAUUUCGCUGGAUUGAAAACGGCUUUUCGCAAGUGGCUUCCUAUGAUUUCGAUGUGACUGCGCUUUUACUAUGGCGCCGACGAGAUACAGUAGAUGUGAGGAGACAUGAAGAGCGUCAAUACCAUGAAGAAUGUGCGACUAUGUACAACAGUACCAUUAAUCAAAAUAAUCUGGC